Messenger RNA from Eruca vesicaria subsp. sativa (arugula), 2827 nucleotides. Lineage: Eukaryota; Viridiplantae; Streptophyta; Magnoliopsida; Brassicales; Brassicaceae. The record is from the annotation of a GenBank genome assembly.
UUGUUCUGUUACACAGCAUUGACUUUAUACAGAGGAAGCUUUUUUCAUAUAUUCGAAUCUUUAGAAGAGCUCUUGUUAUAUCAUAUGAGAAAGAUUUAUAUUGUGUUCUUUGUUCUCUUCCUCUUCUUGCUAAUCAGAUUCUCAAGUUAUGGCAACGCAGCUAUAACCAAAGCAAGUCCUUUAUCAAUAGGACAAACUCUAACCUCUCCUGAUGGAUCUUACGAGUUUGGUUUCUUCAGUCCCAACAAUUCUAGGAACCAGUACGUUGGUGUCUGGUUCAAGAACAUCACUCCUCAGGUCGUUGUCUGGGUGGCUAACAGAGACAAGCCAGUCACAAAAACACCUGCCAAUCUCACUUUCAGCACCAAUGGGAGCCUUGUCUUGCUUCAGGGAGAAGAACAAGAUCUUGUCUGGUCUAUAGAAGAAACUUUCUCAUCUAACGAACUCCGAGGUGAGCUUUUAGAGAAUGGAAACUUUGUUCUUGCUGAUGAAGUUCCCGGAAGAAUCUUAUGGCAAAGCUUUGAGCAUCUUGGUGAUACUAUGUUACCUCAAUCAUCUAUCAUGUACGAUGUUCCUAAUAACAAGAAACGUGUUCUGUCUUCAUGGAGAAGUCUAACAGAUCCUUCACCUGGAGAGUUCAUAGCUGAGCUUACAACACAGCUGCCUCCACAAGGGUUUAUAAUGAGAGGGUCAAGACCGUACUGGAGAGGCGGUCCGUGGGCGAGGGAAAGGUUCACUGGCACACCGGAGAUGGAUGAUUCACAUGUGAGCCAGUUCAGCGUUUCUCAAGAUGCAGCAGCCGGGACAGGCUUUUUGACUUAUUCAUUACAAAGAUUAAACUCUAACAAGUCUUACACUACUCUAACAUCAGAGGGAUCUUUGAAGAUUCUUUGGCAUGAUGGCUCUGGUUGGGUUACAGACUUUGAGGCUCCAGUAAGCUCAUGUGAUGUUUAUAAUACAUGUGGGCCUUAUGGGCUGUGUGUGAGAUCUAAUCCUCCAAAGUGUGAGUGUUUAAAAGGGUUUAUACCAAAAUCAGAUGAAGAGUGGAAUAGAAGGAACUGGACUGGUGGUUGUGUGAGAAAAACAGAGUUAUCUUGUCGUAUUAACUCUUCUGUAACAACAACAACACAAGAAAAUGAUGUCUUUGACGUUGUUGGAAAUGUAAAGCCUCCAGAUUUAUAUGAGUAUCUAAGCUUAAUCAAUGCUGAGGAGUGUAGCCAGCGUUGUCUUGGGAACUGUUCUUGCAUGGCGUUUUCCUACGUUGAUCAGAUUGGAUGCUUGGUGUGGUAUCGUGAGCUUGUUGAUGUAAUGCAGUUUUCUUCUGGUGGAGAAGUUCUUUCAAUCCGUCUUGCAAGUUCUGAGUUGGGUGGAAGCAACCGAACCAUGAUUAUUGUAGCUAGCACUGUCAGUGUUUGUGUUUUCAUGAUCUUGGUUUUUGCCUCUGUUCGGUUCUGGUGGAGGAGACACAAAGCAAAACAAAAGGACACAACUCCUACACCCAUAGAGAUUUCACAAGAUGCAUGGAAGAAAGAGCUGAAGCCACAAGAUGUAUACUUCUUUGAGAUGCAAACCAUAUUAGCUAUCACUGAUAACUUCAGCAUCGAAAAUAAGCUUGGUCAAGGUGGUUUUGGUCCAGUCUAUAAGGGAAAGCUGCAAGAUGGGAAGGAAAUAGCUAUAAAACGUCUUUCAAGCAGCUCUGGACAGGGUCUAGAGGAGUUCAUGAAUGAAAUAAUACUCAUCUCUAAGCUCCAACAUAGAAACUUGGUACGGCUUAUGGGAUGUUGCAUUGAAGGAGAAGAAAAGCUAUUGAUUUAUGAGUUUAUGGUGAACAAAAGCCUUAACACCUUUAUCUUUGAUCCGACGAAGAAGCUUGAGCUUGAUUGGCCCAAGAGAUUUGAAAUCAUUCAAGGCAUUGCUUGUGGACUACUCUAUCUUCACCGUGACUCAUGUCUCAGGGUUGUGCACCGAGAUUUGAAGGUCAGCAACAUACUUUUAGACGAGGAAAUGAACCCAAAAAUAUCAGAUUUUGGAUUGGCUCGCAUGUUUCAAGGAACACAACAUCAAGCCAACACUCGCAGGGUUGUUGGAACUCUUGGAUACAUGUCUCCAGAGUAUGCAUGGACAGGAAUGUUCUCUGAGAAAUCAGACAUCUAUGCAUUUGGAGUUCUUUUGUUAGAAAUCAUAACGGGAAAGAGGAUCUCUAGUUUCACUAUUGGAGAGGAAGGCAAAAGUCUUCUCGAAUAUACAUGGGAUUGUUGGUUGGAAAGUGGUGGAGCAGAUCUAUUGGAUCAAGAUAUUUCAAGUUCAGGUUCUGAUAGUGAAGUAGCGAGAUGUGUUCAGAUUGGUUUGCUCUGUAUUCAACAGCAAGCAAUGGAUAGACCAAACAUUGCACAAGUCAUGUCAAUGCUUACUACAACGAUGGAUCUUCCUGCACCAAAACAACCGGUUUUCGCAUUGCAGAUCCAAGAGAGUGAUUCAGAUUCUAAGACUAUGUAUUCUGUGAAUGAUAUGACACAAACAGCUAUAUUUGGUCGAUAAAAAAAAGCUAGAUUUUGCAAAUGAAAAAAAUUGUUGUAAAGGUAUUUGAUGUUAAUAUGGGAUGUGUUGAGUUUUGUCUGAUGAUUGAUGCGGACACUUUAAUGCACCAGAGAGUUAAAAUAAGCUUUGACAAAGUCAAGUAUUGUGAACUAGGAUGUGGUCAACUUUGGGUGUCUAAAGUAGUACAAGACUCAUUAGUUUCUAUGUUUUAUAGAUGAAACUAAAGGAGCAUUGUUCUCUCACUUCUUUUAGUUCACCAAAACAAAUCUUUCUGUUCAUUCAUUGAAAU